Messenger RNA from Cryptotermes secundus, 1930 nucleotides. RefSeq names its product zinc finger and BTB domain-containing protein 18. Gene Ontology annotation, cellular component: nucleus. NCBI's taxonomy places the organism in Eukaryota, Metazoa, Arthropoda, Insecta, Blattodea, Kalotermitidae. The record is from RefSeq and is a predicted model, not a curated record. The transcript has 3 exons. Bases 138 to 1907 code for a protein of 589 amino acids. Gene Ontology annotation, molecular function: protein binding. Gene Ontology annotation, biological process: regulation of transcription by RNA polymerase II.
GCUUACGAUUGCCUACAUCAAUAAAUUUGUCUUGGAAACUGUCAAGGAACUAUUCGUGUGAGGGGGUGAAAGGUGUGUUUGUGUUUAUAUUUACAGAGUGUCAAGGUUAUAAACACAAGAAGUAAAAUAUUAUCGUCAUGGCUGAUAAUGCCUUUCACCUGAAAUGGAAUAAUCAUCUUCAGAAUAUGUACUCCCAAUUAGAAACACUUUACAGUCACCAGAGUUUAGUGGAUGUGUCAAUAUCUUGCACAGAUGGUAUAUUGAAGGCCCACAGAAUAGUUUUAUCUGCAUGCAGCCCCUACUUUGAAUCCAUCUUUAGAGACAAUUAUUGCAAACAUCCAGUGAUAAUUCUGAAAGGAGUUACUUCACGAGAAAUGCAGGCACUUCUUAAAUUCAUGUAUAAAGGCUCAGUUGAAGUACUAGAUGCAGAUAUACAGUCCUUUAUGUAUACUGCCAAUGAACUUAAAAUACGGGGACUUGCAGAUGAAUUACUUAAAGAGACCAUUAGAUUAGUAGCUGAAAAAGGUGGUGCUGAAGAACAUGCAGACAAAAAGGAUUGUAUGGAUGUAGAAAAUUCUGGACAUGGAGAUAGGUCCACUGUUGAUGGUGUUAAGAGUACUGAUUUAAGAACAGCAGGUAUUACAGAAGAUCAGAAAGAGGAAUGCAAUAAGAGUGUCCCCCACGAGCAGUGUGAAAGUGUUAAAAAAAACGUAGACCAGUCUUCAGAAUCUCAGAGUACUGGAAUCUCUUCCAAAAAGCAGGAAACUCAUGCAGUUACAGAACCCUCUUUGGAACCCAGUUCUCCUGAAACUACCUCUUUGAAGGUAGUGCCUCCUCCGGUAGCUAUGCCAUAUGCUCGUGAAACAAGAUUUAAGGGUCGGAAAAGAGUUUCUGUUGGAUUCCGUCCCAGUAAUAGAAUUAAGAGCACUGAAAAACGAGAGAGUGGAAACAAAUCAUUGUCUAGUGAAAAUAAUGUUAAGAAGAUGAGAGGCAUAACCAAAGAUGUGUCACUUUCAGAAGUACAAAAGACAGGCAAGAGACCAGGUAUUCCAUUGGAGAAUGGAAAACAGACUGAGAGAGAAAGUACAGUUAAGAAUUUUAAAAGGGACACAAAUCCAGAGGUGAUAACUCCUGAUAGUAUUGAAAUAAAGGAAGAAGUUCAAGAGAUGGACAUGUUCUGCAUAUCAGCGCUAGCUGAACGGAAUGCAAGCCCUGACCCUGAUGAUGCAGAAGAUGAUGGUGGUGACAAUACUGAAGCAUAUGACAUAAAAGAAGAGUGGAAUACUGAUACAGUAUGUGCCUUCUGUUGUCUUGAUUGCCACACAUCCACAGAUCUCAAGAAACAUCUUCGUGCUCACACAGGAGAGAAGCCCCAUGAGUGUGACCUUUGUGAGCUUGCAUUUGCACGUGCUUCUCACCUUGCACGCCAUCGUCGUGUGCAUACGGGUGAACGCCCCUUCACAUGCAGUGGUUGUGGUCGCACAUUCUCUCGUCAAGACAAGCUAAAGCAGCAUGCCCGUCGCCAUCAUGCAGCAGAACCUGCAAAGGUUCUUCGCAUGGAAAAACCACGCAGGCCAAGAGGCAGACCACCAAAGAUGGUGGUUGUGCCACGAAACUCAACAGUUGACCGAAGAAAUAUUUCUGACUUUACACCAGGCCCAACAGAUACCAGCAAUGCUUCUUUGCCAUUUGGUGAUACAAGUUAUCUGUCUUCAUUGUCCUUGGGUCAGCAACGGUACAACGACCUGACUAUCAGCCCCAUCAUUGAUCCUGGCCCUUCAAGCAGUCGCUCUGUAGGAACAAGUCACAAUAUGGCUGAGGAUUUACUCCAGUCAGUAAGACAGCUUGGUGAAUGCACAAUACAAGCUUUUCCAGGUCAAGCUCCAUUAAGGACCAGAGUAGAAUGACAGUUAUCACAUGACAAGGACAA